UUUACUGCGUAUAUAUCAAUUGACAUUUCAAUUAUAGGUUAGAAUUUUAAUUAUUUAUGUGAUCUUUUUUCUCAACUGCAUGAACAUUUUUGUGAUAAAUUAAUUCAAUAUGUGGUCAUUUUUUUCUCGUGAUCCUUCUAAAGACUUCAAUUUUGAAAUUGGAGAGUUAGUGCCAAGUUUAGAAGACAAAAGUGUAUGGAACCUGCAUAAAGGAAAAAAGAAGGGUUCCAGUGAAGAAGUAUCAGUAUUUGUUUUUGAUUUGAAAAGCAAUCCAGAGUCACAGUUAGAAGUAGUAAAAGCUGCUGUUAAAAGAUUAAAAACAUUAAGGCAUCCUAGUGUACUCACUUAUUUAGAUAGCUUGGAAUCAGAAAAAGUUUUAUAUUUAGCAACAGAACAUGUAGACCCCUUAAAAGAGCAUCUUGAAAAACUACCGCUUGAAGCACCACAAAGAGAUUUAUAUAUCGCUUGGGGUAUUUUUCAAAUAACUAGAGCUUUAUCUUUUUUAAACAAUGAUGGUAACUUAAGGCAUAACAAUGUCAACAUUUGGUCAGUUUUUGUUAAUUCUUCUGGAGAAUGGAAAUUAGGAGGUUUUGAGUAUGUGUCGAGUACACAAGAAACGAAUUUACCAUCUAAAGUAAUUUCUACUCUAGAUAUCUAUAGUCCUCCAGAAAAAAAUGAUCCAACCAAACAAAGGGCCAUGACAAAAUGUUCAAGUGAUAUGUGGGGAUUGGGCUGUCUUAUAUGGGAAGUAUUCAAUGGACCAUUGUACCAACAUUCGUCCCUUAGAAACCCUGACAAAAUUCCCAAACAACUAGGACCUUUAUAUUUUGAACUUUUAAACACGAACCCAUCAUCAAGGCCUAAUCCUGCAGAUGUAAUAACACGGUGUAGAAAAUUAGGAGGUUAUUUUAAAAACGAUCUUGUCGACACGCUGCUCUUCCUAGAGGAAAUCCAAAUUAAAGACAAAAAUGAGAAAAAUAGAUUUUUUUCAAAUUUAACGCCGCAUUUAGAUAAUUUUCCCGAUAAUGUCUGUAAACACAAGAUCUUGCCUCAGCUGAUAACGGCGUUUGAAUAUGGAGAUGCAGGGUCUGCUGUUCUGGCGCCCAUGUUUAAACUUGGCAGGCUCCUCGAUGAAGCAGAAUAUCAAAAAAAGAUCGUGCCGUGUGUAGUAAAAUUGUUUGGAAGCAACGAUAGGGCUACAAGAUCGAGACUUUUACAACAAUUGGAACAUUUUAUAGGACAUUUGCAAGCGAGUACGGUCAACGAUCAAAUAUUUCCUCAAGUUGCUCAUGGGUUUAUGGAUACAAAUCCCACAAUUAGAGAACAGACUGUUAAAUCUGUGAUACACCUAGCACCUAAGUUAAGUUAUAAUAAUCUAAAUGUAGAAGUGCUUAGACAUUUUGCCAGAUUACAAGCGAAAGAUGAUCAAGGCGGUAUAAGAACCAAUACAACAGUGUGUCUCGGUAAAAUCGCUCAACAUCUUCAUCCACAAAUUAGACAGAAAGUACUGAUUUCUGCCUUCAUUCGGGCGAUGAGAGACCCCUUUCCUCCAGCUAGAAAUGCAGGUGUUUUGGCACUGGCAGCCACUCAACAAUACUAUCUUCUAUCAGAAGUAUCUUCCAGAAUACUUCCUGCAUUAUGUCAAUUGACAAUGGAUUCAGAAAAAGUUGUUCGAGAUUCAGUUUUCCGUACUAUAAAAGGUUUUCUUGGCAAAUUAGAAAAGGUAUCUGAAGAUCCUAGUUUGAGGGAAAGUAUGGAGGCAGAUGUCAAUACGGCAACGCCUAGCUUAAGUAAUGCAGCUGCAACGUGGGCUGGAUGGGCAGUUACUGCAGUCACUGCCAAAUUUUAUAGGAGCCAGUCUGAUACCGUUAAAUCAAUAAAUCCAAUUGGCAAUAAAAUGCUCAGCAAACCUGGAUCAUUAGAACAACCUUCAAGUAGCAGCAUAUCAACGACUACUUCUAGUGUUACAUCAAUGACAUCUUUAGAACAUGAAGAUGCUAGCAGAGGAAAUGAUUCUGUAUCUGAUUAUGAUUACAAUCAUUGGGACGACAAUGAUAAUUGGGGAGACAUUGAGACUGGAGGACAAAUGGCCAGCAGCAGUGGAAGCGGGUGUGCAGGAAGUAGUGAUCCCAUCAGCCCUCCUUCUGGUUCCGGUCCACCUACAAAAGUUACAGAUGGUUGGGAAAACGAAGAGUGGGGCAGUUUAGAUGAAGAACCAGAACAAGAAGUAGAACUCACUUCACCGUCGGAGGCAUGGAGUCCUGGUGAUACAGCUCCUAUCUUACCUGAUUACAAAUCCAAUAAUUCUUGGUCACAAGGGCAAACAAAUAACAGACACACGUCACCUUCCCAUAACUGGGACGACCACGAAUUUGAACCAUUAGAAGAGAACCCAGGAUCGAAUAAUCCCAAAUUAGAAGAAGCCAGGAAAAAGCGAGAAGAACGAAAAUUGAUGAGGCAGAAAGAGUUGGAAGCAAGAAGAGCAAGUAGACCUGGCACCGGUGGACCUAUGAAAUUAGGUUCUAAGAAGAUUUAACUGAUGCAAUAUAUAAAUUAGAAAAAUUAAUUAUAUUACAGGUCUUUAUAUUGAAAAGUAUCGCACAUUUCAGUUGAAUAUUAUAUUUUUGAAUAUGA
Molecule: messenger RNA, 2634 nt
Organism: Diabrotica virgifera virgifera (western corn rootworm)
Lineage: Eukaryota; Metazoa; Arthropoda; Insecta; Coleoptera; Chrysomelidae
Gene: yata
Product: N-terminal kinase-like protein
Exons: 12
Coding region: 110-2536 (808 amino acids)
Biological process (GO): protein phosphorylation
Molecular function (GO): protein kinase activity; ATP binding
Source: RefSeq, a predicted model, not a curated record